Blumeria graminis f. sp. triticale is the source of this 321-nucleotide messenger RNA. The record is from the annotation of a GenBank genome assembly. Lineage: Eukaryota; Fungi; Ascomycota; Leotiomycetes; Helotiales; Erysiphaceae.
AUGUCUGCAUCACCAGCGCGUGAAAGUUUCAUUCCGCCUGGAUCGACAAAUGGGAGUGCAGAGGAGAGACCUCGGCUGUCUGAGAACGAGAAAAAGGCCAAUCAUAUCGCUUCAGCAGAGCAAAAGCGCAGACAAGCAAUUCGAGAAGGUUUCGACCGACUCACUGAGCUGGUUCCUGGAUUAGAAGGCCAAGGUCGAAGUGAGAGCGUAGUAUUAAAAAAAACCGUUGACUACAUACGCUCUCAGCUGGCAGAAAGAAAAUGUUUGGUCAAGAGGAUUGAAGAGCUCGGGGGACAUGCGGAAGAGGAGCUAGAAGACUGA